AUGACGGGGUUCCUGGUCGCUGUGGUGGCCGUCAACGUGGUGCUGAUUGGUUUCGAAGCCGCCGACGAAAUGAACAACAAGCCGGAGAACCAGACCUCGCAGGAGGUAGCGGACGACUUCAUGUUUUCCUCCUGGUGGUUUGUGGAGCUUGGGUUUUUCAUCAUUUACUUGGCGGAGAUAUGCCUGCGGUUUCACGCGUACGAAUACCGCAGUCUGUUUUUUCUCCGCGGCGACUGGUUCAACAACUCCCUUGACUCGUUGCUCCUGGCACUGCAAAUCGUCGAGCUGGCUGGCGCGUCCAACAUGGGCAUCGACCUCGGGUUCAUGAAGAUGGUGCGGCUGGCGCGGUUGACCAAGCUGAAGGCGAGCGAGAGCAUCUGCAUGACCUCGGCCGUGUUGAUUGAGUCCAUCCUGGAGUCCGUGUUCCUCUUUUUCCUGCUCUUCCUCCUGAUCACCGUGAACGCCACGGUCGUCAUGGUCUACCGCGCCUCGUUCGGCAAGUUCGAGGCGGAUUCGCUGGAAUUCGGAACCACCGCGUUUUUCAGCGACUACGGGGCCGCGGUCUACACCUUCGUGCAGCUGACCCUGGUGGACAGCGUCUUUGACCGGUUUCGGGAGCUCACCGGCGAGGCGCCGGUGCUCGGAGUGCUGGCGAUUUUGCACAUUUUGCUGGGCUCGAUCAUGAUCAUGAGCCUGGUCAUCGGUCUGGUCACGGACAUCCAGUUCCGCACGCAGAAGGCCAUGCGCCUGCAGAAAAAGCUGGAGUCGGCCGUGGAGCUCGCGAAUUGGCUGAUCGUAAACGUCGGGGCAGUGGAUUCCCAUCUGAAUAGUCUCAUCCUCGCACGGGAGCGCAGAAAAGAAAAAGAUGAGGAAGAUGGCAUGGGGAAGGGUGGAAUAAAUCUACUCAACAAGAACAACAACAAACCACUUGAUGGCGCUGCACCGGGUAACAAUGAAAACGAAAAGGAUGGCGUCGAAGAAGAUGUUCAUCUUGGGGGACAGAAGCAGGCGACAAUGAAAAAGGCCGACAAUGAUCCUAGUUCUCCUACAAGUUCUACUCAAGACCAGCAGGCGAACGCCAGUGCUGAUGCACCGCCUCCCGAGGACAUCACACAUGCGGGCCCCAAAGAGAGCAAACCAACAGGAGACCACGUGGUGAAACACGUACUAACCAAGGAACAAGAUACCGGACCCGGGCGCGAGGAGACGCAGUUGCGUGCGACGCAGGGUCUGACCAUCCCGUAUUGAGAGGAAAAAUCCCCCCUCCCCAUAUCGAAAACGAAAUUUGUGAUGCUGUAUUUGAGUACACAAAUCGACUUGUAAUGCUAGAAGGCCAAGAGCCGCAGUUGUGGCCUCGUUUGCAGGCAAUUUGUCAUGCUGUUUCCCACUUCCAGUUGCUUCCUGUCAUGCUGAAGAUGCAAGGCUUCCCCACGCCACCCAGCACUACAGUCCGCAUCCUUUAUUCCCGUCUAGCAUGACAAAGCUGAUUUGUGACUGCAAAUCUGCAUCACAGAUUUCCGUUUUGAUAUGGGGAGGGGGGAUGUUUCUUCUUGAUAUCCCGGUGAGCGUGUUUUACGAUCCGGUUGUGCAACGGCAGAUGCGGGUGGUGGGGCACGUGAACGAAGAACACAUUCCCUACGUGAUUAUCUCCGCGAUCCAGGAAACCGCCCGGGCGGCGGGGGUCCCGGACGACGCCAACCUGCAUUCCGUGACGGCGAUGGCGGUCGCCGAGAGCAUCUACAUGCGCGAGCUGGACCUGGGCCGCGACGACGUUCUGACCGCUUUCCAGGAGACCAAGCGGGUGCGCAGCUUCAUCGGGUGGCAGAGCCGCCUGCAGUUUCUCGGCAUGGAGCUCCAGCGGCUGGUGCUCUAUACCCUAGGGCACAUCUUGGAGACAAGACCAGAAAUAACUACAACAAACAAGCAAGGCGGGUCGCCAGCUGCUGCGAAGAUGUCCAGCAAAAUAACUUACGACCCAACUAGUACUUCUAGUUCUGCUGGAAACUACAGAGUAAGUACAGGCACAGCUACUGGAGGGACACGACCAGCAGAUGAUGGGGUUCUAGCAUCGGGCAGUAUGAUUUUCCCGGAACGUGGUUUUGCCCCGACCUCUACAUCACCGGGGACCGAGUACCUGCUGCCGUCCAGUGGUAACAGCUACAAGGACCGACGAGACAGUACAACUAGCACAACUUCUGUGCAGCUGGAUCCUCAAAGAACGGGCGUUGCCAGCGAUCAAGCACCCUUCAGUCCUGCUGGUAGCAAAGGCACGACAAAGUUGGCAGUUCCCCGCCCGCACGGCGUGCUUCCCGAAGGGGAAGGACUCCAAGAAGGGCUAAGAACUACGAGCAGCGCCGAUCAUGCCGGCAGCGACCACGAGCUCCUGCUCGAGGAAAGUGAUACAGACGAAAUUUUGUUCGGAGCAGAAGCGCGUCAUCUUGCUGACGCCCCUGCAGCACUGCACGUGCACCUUGACGAGGCACUGCACAUUUACGAGAAUACCGUGCAGAAUCAGAAUAGGACGUGGUCGAACCAGAGAAACAAAAACCAGAACUACCAACGAAAGAAUAAUGUGCGUGCCGAGGGCGAAAUGGCGGGCGAGCUGCCGGCCAUGUCAGUGCAGCAGGGACUGCUGACGCCGGCCAUGAAGAGGCGGCUGCAGGAACGGCAGGAGCAGGGCCGGUCCUCUCUCCUGAGCCUGUUCAGUACGAACAGUCCUCCGGGCUUCCGUUCGUUCGACAGUUUGAACAGGAGCACGAUGGCUAAUAAGCACCUGGUUGGAGUAGACCACCACGCCGAGCUGCAUACCCUGUUGCUGCAGCAGAUGGCGUCUCUGGAGCGGUUGACCAAGGAACAGGACUUCUCCCAAGAUAUUCUGUGCAAAAGUAUCGUACUCGUAUUGCAAUCAUGCAUUGCUGCAAAUCCCUUUGUUAAGCUUAAGGUAAAUCCGCAUUACAAAUUUUAUUUCUCACGCUGAGGAAAUUUGUAAAUGCAUUUAUAGGACGAGUGCGAUACUUUUGCAGUUCAUACAAGACGACUACAGGCAACACAUCCUGGCGCGGUGCACCGGCGGCCGCGGGGUCGGCGGAAAUAAGAAGGGAUCGUUAGGCGCGGAGAUGAACAACAUAGAGGCUCCUGACGCACCAGCCGCCGGCUCCUCGCCGUUGGAAAAUAAAACCACGGAGGCACGGCUGCUGGAAAUCAUGGAGCUUUUGUACCUGAAGUGCGAGGCAGAGAACAUGCUCCCUUCGUGUGGGGUCAAGUACCACAGUGCCAGCGCGGCCAUCGUGGACGACUUGGUGCGGGACCGGCUGGAGCGGCAAGGGAGUACCCUCGCCUCCGUCCUGCAGAACCGCCUGCAGAACGCGCUCAGAAGCGAACUCUUGCAGCAAGGCAUGCAGAUCGACACGCAGGUCUUGCAAACCAGGAUUGGCCACACGGUUUCGUGAUAGAAGAAGUGCAGCUCUUUAUUUGUUUUGGUUUUUCAUUUUCAGAUGCACGAGCUCGAGCGCGUGCACGUGAACACGUAAGGUGUGUGGGGUAGAUUGAUCGAUGUCUAAGCCCAGACCACGUGGGUCACAGUCAAACCUUUUCUUUCUACACAUCCUUAUCCAUGAUCGUAUACGAUACUAGAUUGAUAUAUUCAUAUUGGUACCAAAAAACGGCGUUUCUUGGCACAUAAUGUAUGCAUUUGGAAGAGCUAUCGCCCGGCAACUUUUCUUUCCAGAAUGAAAAAGUAAUAUUUUCACGCGAUCACUUCGAGUAU
Messenger RNA from Amoebophrya sp. A120, 3766 nucleotides. The record is from the annotation of a GenBank genome assembly. Lineage: Eukaryota; Dinophyceae; Syndiniales; Amoebophryaceae.